This is a messenger RNA of Castor canadensis (American beaver), 1009 nucleotides long. The record is from RefSeq and is a predicted model, not a curated record. NCBI's taxonomy places the organism in Eukaryota, Metazoa, Chordata, Mammalia, Rodentia, Castoridae.
GAGACAGCAGCCACUAAGCUGUGCAAGGUUUUCUUUUCCUUUUUUUUCUUUUUCUUUUUUUUUCCUUUUCUUUUUCUUUCCCUUCUGUUUUCUUUGCCUUCUUUUUUUCUUUUUCUUUCUUUUCUCUCCCCUUUUUCUUUAAGGUGGGGAAGGAGACAAAUGAGACAGGAAGCUGAUCUACAAGGAUUCGGAGUUGUUCUAAAAGGACUUUGAUUUUUUUCCCCCUUUACAAACGCUGGCGAUUGACAUCACUACAGACAGCCUAGUUAGAGAACAAACUGCCUCUUCACAAGUGCACCCAGCGGCUUGGAGAAGCCGGCAAGACCUGGGGAGGCUGUUGGGGGGGGGGUUCCACACAUCUCACUCCCCAUCCUUUUUUUUCUUUUUUCUUUUGGUGUGUGUUUUUGUUUUGUUUUGUUUUGUUUAAAUUCUUGCCGUGCUGGAACUAGCGAGUGGUGGAGUCUCCGAAGCCUCAUCAGUCAUCCGGACUGUCAGGAAUAGUGGAUUAAGAGGAAGCUCGGCCUGGGGCACUAUACCCUGUCAUCCAGUUCCCUGUCUCGGAGAUCAAGAUUCCAGCUACAUGGGCAAACGCCUGGAUCAGCCACAAAUGUACCCCCAGUACACUUACUACCAUCCUCACUAUCUCCAAACCAAGCAGUCCUAUGCACCAGCUCCCCACCCCAUGGCUCCUCCCAGCCCCAGCACAAACAGCAGCAGCAACAACAGCAGCAGCAACAGCAGCGGGGAACAGUUGAGUAAAACCAACCUGUACAUUCGAGGCCUCCCACCAGGCACCACUGACCAGGACCUCAUCAAGCUGUGCCAACCAUAUGGGAGCAGCGUAUUUCAUGUGCUUCACUCAACUGAGGGCAUUCUGGGCAAACAGAAGCUGAGGAACCGCAGACCCCAGGCUAGUGCCAAGGCAGAAGUGAGCCACAGCUUUCAGAGAGGUGGCGCCAUUCCUGAUCCUGGUCUGUCCUCUCUGUGGCUCUAUCAGCAACCUGGAAAG